Messenger RNA from Alosa alosa (allis shad), 4081 nucleotides. RefSeq names its product shisa family member 2a (gene shisa2a). The coding region runs from base 2955 to 3755 and encodes 266 amino acids. The transcript is spliced from 2 exons. NCBI's taxonomy places the organism in Eukaryota, Metazoa, Chordata, Actinopteri, Clupeiformes, Clupeidae. The record is from RefSeq and is a predicted model, not a curated record.
ACUAACUUCACCUCGGUGAGAUGAGCCAAGAUUCCAGAAGACAGUAGCCUGCUAGCCUAGGCAAAGAUCCUUGAUUGGGAAGUCUUUCCCCCUUUUCUUUAUUUUCAAAGGAAAGAGGUUGAACCGAUAUUUGCUUAAAGGAGGGGAUAUACUCAAGCUUACUUCAUCAUUGAUUGAAUGGGCCUGUGACAGGAGGGAAGCUCUUUUGGAAGAACUGAUAAAAUCCUGGAAAAGAUUAGAAAUGAACCCAAGUCCUCGUUCAGUAAAUCAAAUCAUCUUCUGGUUGGCAUAAUCAUUUUCAUGUUCCUAGUGAUUUAUUUGAAAUUCUGUAUCAACAGAAGCCCGAUCGGAGCCUCAAUGCAAAUUGAUUCUGCCUAUUAUUAAAUCUUUAGUUAGACUUAAGACUGCAUAAUGCACUUUGCCUAUCAUUCAAAUUAGGGCCCCAGUUCUGGCCUUGCACCACGUGUCUGAGGACUCUUAGAAAGACAGCAGUAGAAGGAAGGAGUGCUGAUUGGGAGGUCUAAAAACACUAAAAGAACAUAGUAUCCAAGACCUUGAACAGAUCACAGGCUACAUCUGCACUAUUCCGUUUUUAGUUUUAAAACAAAUUAUAUAUUAUUAUAUAUACAUUUAUAGGCUAUAGUUAUUAUAGCGAUUUUGGAAUUAUAGACCUAAUAAUUCUUUAAAAUGCAUAGCCAUCGUUUUCAAAUGAAAUGGAACCAACAACAUUUUCAAAUAAUUUGUUUGAGGAGCUCAAAAACACCAGAGUAGUCUAGAUGACAUGCAGGCGUAAAUGUAUCCACAGAAGAGAAUACUAGGUGGCCUGAAAAGGUCACAAGGUAAAAAUCUCAUAAGCAUCUAAUAAAGGCAGUAUGAAUGCUGUAGUAUAACCGGUUAACUAGGUCUGAAAUGAAAAUCAACUGUAAUGCAGCCAGAGCACCGACAAAAUACAGGCAGUCUGAAACAGGCCUUACCUUCCUUCUGCUUUUCCCUGUGUCUAUCUAUCUAUCUAUCUAUCAGUAUAUAUAUAUAUACUGUAUCUGUGUGUGGUGUGUGUGGGUGUGUGUGUGUGUACUGGCAUCUGUGUGUUUGUGUGUGUGUGUAGUCUAUGUCAGAUAAAGAAGUUCUACAAAGAAGUUGACAGAUUAAAAAAACAAAAACAUCAGAACAUUCCAAGGCUAAAAAGUAAAGUUCCCUGAGCCUACUAUGUUUGAAGGAGCACUAGGUCUCUUUUGAAAAUUCCAUACAUUUGAGUUGUGUUUGAAAAGGCAUUGGUCACUUUAACACAAGAGUUGCUUAAGAGUAAGAGCAUAUACUCUACUUGCAAAUGCAUACAUCAGUGAACACAUUACACAGAUCUACGGUGCUAAACAUAGCAUAGUAAACUUUUUUUCAGUUUUCAUUUGGACACAAUAUUCUGAACGGUCUUUGUGUAAAUGAGAAUAAUACACAUUUGUAAUCGCACACAAAUACCAUUCUGCUUGCCUGGCUUAGGGAAAUGUGUUUGUACUGUAUGUUUGGGUUACUUCUCUCACCUGUCCUCCCCCAACUAAACUCUCCUCCCGGGAGGCCGAGGUUGUUUGGGGGGAGGGUAUUGUUCCAGGGUGGCCCAUCAAGCUUUCCCUAAUUGCAGGGGAGGACACCCAUCGAUCGGCCUAUUAUCAUCCUAAUGGGCCCCUUUAACCUUCCAGCCUCAUCAACUGAUAACACACAGAACGUCUGCACUCCCCAUUUAACAGUAGAAACAUGUCUUUCUGAUAGAUUUGAAAGGUAAAUCAAUGUAGGUUCUACAAUUUAUGUGGCACACAGUAAUUACAUCCAGAGAUAUACAGCAGUUCCAAGUGCAGUUCUAAUUAGACCAUCACCAAUGGAUUGCUUAGACUGGGAGUAGUGUUGAGAUAAUUUUUCAUUCAAUGUUUUACUCAAUCAUUAACAUUUACAAUUCACACACCCAAACACACACAAACACACACACACACACACACACCGUCACCCAGACAUCUACAUACUCACACACAGAGAGAAAGAGAUAAACCCGAGCAGCUGGAUAGGUCUGAUCAUGUCAUCAUGUUAUUAACAGAGAUUAGCACUGACACAAAGACAGUAAAUUGCUAUUGUCUAAGGGUCUGUGCAUUAGCAUUUAACAAACAAUGCCAGCUCUACAGGGGUUGUGAUGGUAAUUUGGAAAGCCUGUCUUGCUGGUAUUUAACUUGCAAAUAAUUUACUUUAACUAGCUGCUAUGGGAUUAGGUUUGGGACAGUCUGCUCAGGAGGUACAUUCCUUGCAGCCUUCUGUUAUGUGGGCAGAUUUAGAAGUCCUAAACAUAGAGAGUAAAGUUCCUUUCCUAAAGGUAAGGUUCAGUUUAAGGUCAGUCUAGGAAAAUUAUGUAAGGAGAUUAGAUCUCAUUGUGCGCUGCAACAGGUAUUUAAUUUCACCAUAGUACAAAACAUACAGUUUUCUACAAAUAUGUGAAAGGUAUUGCCAGCUGUUGAUAAUGAUGGGCCCAUACUAUUCCCUGACUGUUGUAAUAGCCAUAUAAUUACAGAUCAUAGUGUGCAUUUACUGAGAAGCUUGGAUAUACCAUCAUGACAUUAGCUUGUUGUGUAUAUUGUUUGACAACUCAACACAGUUGUGUGGAGUAAAUUAUUCUGACGUUAUCUAAUGCAAUGGUCUUAUUUUCUCAUUCGUUGAGCAAACAAGGAUUUGUCUGACACUCGCCCAGCCACACCUUUUCAUGCAAAGUGGAGCCUGGAGUUAGAGGGGGCGUCAGGCAGGCGGAGGCGGGCGCUGUACGCGGGUGGGUGUGGAUAAAUAGGCCUCUGUGUCAGUAGGUUGGGACCAUAAAUCAAACAGGACGCAUUUGGAUUGACUGAGGAUAACUCUGGAACUCUGCCUCUCUUUUUCACCAAACUUGAAGACUAUCUUUAACGGAAUUACCACUCGCAGAUAACAGCAUGGCUAAAUUAGUGACUUGCGGUUUAUUGAUCACGCUUUUGGACAUAUCUCUACCGUUGGCUGUGGAGGCUGCCGGGGAGUAUUGUCAUGGCUGGUCGGACUCGUACAACACCUGGCACAGGGGCUUUCAGUGCCCCGAGCAAUACGAUGGCGAGGAAGCGCGCUACUGCUGCGGGACCUGUACUCUUCGAUAUUGCUGCACAUCCGUGGAGGCCCGUCUUGAUCAGAGCACCUGUGAUCCAGACGACUUCAGCAAUGGCAAAGUCAGGACGAUGACUUCAAAUGUGCCCACGUAUCUGCCAUUUGUGAUUGUGGUGAGUGCAUUCCUGUCCUUUGUGCUGGUCGGGACAGUGGUGUCUGUGUGCUGCUGCCACUGCCUGAAGCCCAAGAGUGCAGAGCGCCACAGCGGGCCCACGCAGACCAGUCUCCUGGAACCAGGAGGGGCCGCCGCAGAGAGCCUGACCCCGUCCAGAGACUCCAGCUCCAGUGCCAGCACUGCAGGCAGGUCCACUGGCAUGACCCGGCCGUCAGGGUCAGAUGUUACCAUGAACAUCUACGGCCCCAUGGGGAAUAUGUACCCUGCGCUGGGGGUGCAGCCCCCACAGCACUUCCCCUCUCCAUCCCACCUGCCCGCACAGUUCUACCAGCCGUACCUGAACUACAGUGUGCCUCCAGAACACACCAUGAUCACCGCUCAAGCCUUCCUGGACAAUCACUCUGUAUACAGGCAGCCCCAUGGGCAGCCAUUUCAUCAGGCCCCGAUGCACACAGAGCCCAUCUGCCCUGGACUUACCAUUUGAGGGCUAAUCUGGACCCAUACGACAGCUGCCUCGUGACUAAAAAAGUAUAAAUCUGUAAUUGUGACCACAGUUAAGUUCUUAUGGUCCUCUGUGAGGUUCACCGCAAUUGUUACAUGCUCAGGUUACUAACAGUUUAGUUUAAUUAUUUUGUCCAGUAAUGUUUCACUAGUUUGCUGUUAUAACUGUGUUAUUCUGAGCAAGCAUGACCUUUUGAGCUUUACUUCUGAAUAGAAGAAACACCAUGACCAUUUCUAUGAAAUGAUUUCUCCUAAUGAUUAAAGUGUACAUUAGAAAUAUAAAAAAUAAAGCCUGUUAUUUAUGUUUGA